Molecule: messenger RNA, 6938 nt
Organism: Pecten maximus
Lineage: Eukaryota; Metazoa; Mollusca; Bivalvia; Pectinida; Pectinidae
Product: chitotriosidase-1-like
Biological process (GO): chitin catabolic process; carbohydrate metabolic process
Cellular component (GO): extracellular region
Molecular function (GO): chitin binding; chitinase activity
Source: RefSeq, a predicted model, not a curated record
GGAAGGUCAGGUAGUCAACACAUGACCAGUCGUGGGAUAUGACGGCCACUAAAACGUGAAACUCCGGACAGUCGCCAUGUCUGUAAAAAUCAUCCUCGUUAUCUCCGCCAUCCUCUUGUGUCACCACAGUAAGCCCGCCCUGGCAGGAUACCGUCGCGUGUGUUACCAUACCAACUGGUCCCAAUACCGACCAGGUCUGGGAAAGUUUAUGCCAGCAGACAUCGAUCCCAGCCUCUGUACACAUCUUAUCUACUCUUUCGCCCAGAUCACCAACAACCAGCUGGCUACCUACGAGUGGAAUGAUGAGCAGUUAUACCAGGAAUUUAACGCCCUCAAACAACAGAACCCGAGUCUGAAAACUCUGCUGGCUGUGGGAGGAUGGAACCAGGCCAGUACACACUUCUCACCAAUGGUGACGAAUCCAGCGUCCAGGGCGAAAUUCGUCUCUACCUCUGUUACCUUUCUCCGGAAAUACGGCUUCGACGGCCUUGACCUAGACUGGGAGUAUCCGGGCAGCAGAGGAGGAAAGACCUCUGACAAGGCUAACUUCGCCCUUCUAUGUAAGGAGCUACGUCAAGCAUACGAAAAGGAGACCCUACAGACGAGCAAGCCGCGCCUCCUGGUGACGGCUUCUGUUGCUGCUGGGAAGGACAACAUUGACCCAGCCUAUGACGCAACUGCAAUGGCGAUUUACCUAGACUUUAUCAGCAUCAUGACCUAUGACCUCCAUGGAAGCUGGGAAAAUGCAACGGGUCACAACAGCCCAUUAUUCCCUCGGAAUACCGAGACUGGAAAACAACGACAACUCAAUAUGAAAUGGGUAGCAGACUAUUGGGUAGGACUUGGAGCUCCCAAACACAAACUCAACAUCGGCCUGGCAUCAUACGGACGAGGCUUCACUCUGAAGAACGAAUCGGAUCACGGUAUAGGGGCACCGGUCAGCGGUCCUAACCCAGCUGGCGCCUACACACGGGAGGCGGGCUACCUGGCUUACUACGAGAUCUGUAAAAUGAUGCUUACUGGGGGAACUAAAUACAGCGACAGUCAACAACUCGUUCCAUACUAUGUGAACGGCAAGACGUGGGUUGGUUAUGAUGACGAACAGAGCCUCUCCAUAAAGGUGGCGUGGCUGGUACAGGAAGGUUAUGGCGGCGCCAUGGUAUGGGCACUUCCUCUGGAUGACUUCAACCGGGUCUGUGCCACGUCUAGCCGGAAGUUCCCACUGACAAACAAAAUUAAAGACGAACUUAUUGCUGCUGAGGGCGGUAUCAUUCCAACAACUGUUGCCCCGGUAACUACCACGAGCCCUGCUCCAACACCAGCGAAUCUUAACAUAUGCAGGGGUAAAGUUGACGGGUAUUACCAGGACCCCAUACAAUGUAGACGUUAUUUCCGGUGUGUUGGUGGACGUGAAUACAUCGCCAGUUGUGACCGUCCUGACGCCACCAAGGCACCUCCAACUACAGCAGCGCCUGCAAGCACAGGUGCUCCAGUGACCACAGUUGGUCCGGUCAAUACCAAUGCCCCGGUGACUACAGCGGCACCGGUGACUACGGUGCCACCUAUGGAUUUCUCCUGUGCUGGACGCCAAAAUGGAGACUAUCCAAACCCUGCUGACUGUUCAAGCUUUAUUAAAUGUGCCAAUGGCGUCUCCUACAACUUCCGGUGCCCCUCUGGAACACUUUACGGUAAAGACACCAAAGUCUGUGUGUGGGCCGACAUGGCUAAAUGUUAACUAUGGCAGGGGAAGACGUUCAGUCGUAACGGUGAUCUACAAUCAAUAUGAAAACGGUCAUUCAACAAUCAUCCUAAUCCUACUUAAUUGAGAUAAUUACGUAAGAGAUAUGAAACUCCAGCGUUAAGGAAGGUUAUAAUCUAGUAUAUAUAAAGAGGAUACUAGAUGUGUCUGUAUUUCGUGUGUUUGUGUGUUUUCACGUGAAAUAUAUAUUGAUUUCUAUAUAUUAUAUAACGCCAAUGAUUCAGGAAUUAGUCUCUACUAACAAUAUGAAUUUUUCAUCAGUAAUCAGUGUUCCUUAAUUAAGUCAUUAACACCCAGGAGGGUACACAAAUCCAAGGUCCCUCACUGGGUCCCUAUAGACCAUGGAAGGUACACAAAUCCAAGGUCCCUCACUGGGUCCCUAUAGACCACGGAAGGUACACAUAUCCAAAGUCCCUCACUGGGUCCCUAUAGACCACGGAGGUUACACAAAUCCAAAGUCCCUCACUUGGUCCCUAUAGACCACGGAGGCUACACAAAUCCAAGGUCCCUCACUGGGUUCCUAUAGACCACGGAGGCUACACAAAUCCAAGGUCCCUCACUGGGUCCCUAUAGACCACGGAGGCUACACAAAUCCAAGGUCCCUCACUGGGUCCCUAUAGACCACGGAGGCUACACAAAUCCAAGGUCCCUCACUGGGUCCCUAUAGACCAAGGAGGCUACACAAAUCCAAGGUCCCUCACUGGUCCCUAUAGACCAAGGAGGCUACACAAAUCCAAGGUCCCUAACUGGGUCCCUAUAGACCACGGAAGGUACAUAUGUGCAAUAACCCAAUGCCAAUCGUUUAAAUUACUCCAUACUCUUCAGUGACAGCACAUACAUCUAUGUAUCAUCGUGUGAUCAAUAUUUACAUUCCAGAUAGUAUACAGAGAUCUCGAAGUUACGUGUACAGAGAUCUCGAUGUUACAUAUACUUGUACAGAGAUCUCGAUGUUACGUAUACAGAGAUCUCGAUGUACAUGUAACGUAUACAGAGAUAUCGACGUAACGUGUACAGAGAUCUCAAUGGUACGUGUACAGCUAUCUCGAUGUUACGUGUUCAGAGAUCUCGAUGUUACGUUUACAGAGAUCUCGAUGUUACGUGUACAGAGAUAUCGAUGUUACGUGUACAGAGAUCUCGAUGUUACCUGUACAGAGAUCUCGAUGUUACGUGUACAGAGAUCUCGAUGUUACGUGUAGAGAUCUCGAUGUUACGUGUACAGAGAUCUCGAUGUUACGUGUACAGAGAUCUCGAUGUUACCUGUACAGAGAUCUCGAUGUUACGUGUACAGAGAUCUCGAUGUUACGUGUAGAGAUCUCGAUGUAACGUGUACAGAGAUCUCGAUGUUACGUGUACAGAGAUCUCGAUGUUACGUGUACAUAUAUCUCGAUGUUACGUGUACAGAUGUUUCGAUGUUACGUGUACAGAUAUCUCGAUGUUACGUGUACAGAUAUUUCGAUGUUACGUGUACAGAUAUCUCGAUGUUACGUGUACAGAGAUCUCGAUGUUACGUGUACAGAUAUCUCGAUGUUACGUGUACAGAGAUCUCGAUGUUACGUGUACAAAUAUCUCGAUGUUACGUGUACAGAUAUCUCGAUGUUACGUGCAUAAAGAUCUCGAUAUUACGUGUACAAAGAUCUCGAUGUUACGUGUACAGAGAUCUCGAUGUUACGUGUAUAAAGAUCUUGAUGUUACGUGUAUAAAGAUCUCGAUGUUGCGUGUAUCAAGAUCUCGAUGUUACGUGUAUAAAGAUCUCGAUGUUACGUGAACAGAGAUCUCGAUGUAACGUGUACAGAGAUCUCGAUGUUACGUGUACAGAGAUCUCGAUGUUACGUGUAUAAAGAUCUCGAUGUUACGUGUACAGAUAUCUCGAUGUUACGUGUACAGAGAUCUCGAUGUUACGUGUAUAAAGAUCUCGAUGUUACGUGUACAGAUAUCUCGAUGUUACGUGUAUAGAGAUCUCGAUGUUACGUGUUCAGAUAUCUCGAUGUUACGUGUACAGAGAUCUCGAUGUAAUGUGUAUAGAUAUCUCAAUGUUACGUGUACAGAGAUCUCGAUGUUACGUGUACAGAGAUCUUGAUGUUACGUGUACAAAGAUCUCGAUGUUACGUGUAGAGAUCUCGAAGUUACGUGUACAGAGAUCUCGAUGUUACGUGUACAGAUAUCUCGAUGUUACGUGUACAGAUAUCUCGAUGUUACGUGUACAGAGAUCUCGAUGUUACGUGUACAGAUAUCUCGAUGUUACGUGUACAGAUAUUUCGAUGUUACGUGUACAGAGAUCUCGAUGAUACGUGUACAGAGGUCUCGAUGUUACGUGUACAGAGAUCUCGAUGUUACGUGUACAGAGAUCUCGAUGUUACGUGUAUAGAGAUCUCGAUGUUACGUGUACAGAGGUCUCGAUGUUACGUGUAUAGAUAUCUCAAUGUUACGUGUACAGAGAUCUCGAAGUUACGUGUACAGAUAUCUCGAUGUUACGUGUACAGAGAUCUCGAUGUUACGUGUACAGAUAUCUCGAUGUUACGUGUACAGAGAUCUCGAUGUUACGUAUACAGAUAUCUCGAUGUUACGUGUACAGAUAUUUCGAUGUUACGUGUACAGAGAUCUCGAUGAUACGUGUACAGAGGUCUCGAUGUUACGUGUACAGAGAUCUCGAUGUUACGUGUACAGAGAUCUCGAUGUUACGUGUAUAGAGAUCUCGAUGUUACGUGUACAGAUAUUUCGAUGUUACGUGUACAGAGAUCUCGAUGUUACGUGCACAGAUAUCUCGAUGUUACGUGUACAGAUAUCUCGAUGUUACGUGAACAGAUAUAUCGAUGUUACGUGUACAGAGAUAUCGAUGUUACGUGCACAGAUAUCUCGAUGUUACGUGUACAGAUAUCUCGAUGUUACGUGUACAGAGAUCUCGAUGUUACGUGUACAGAUAUCUCGAUGUUACAUGUACAGAUAUCUCGAUGUUACGUGUACAGAGAUCUCGAUGUUACGUGUACAGAUAUCUCGAUGUUACUUGUAUAAAGAUCUCGAUGUUACGUAUGCAGAGGUCUCGAUGUUACGUGUAAUCGGUUGUCUACAAUCCUCCUUAUGUACAUUGUAAUUAAUUCAUGGUUUGUCUUAACGUAGGAGAGGGCGAUAUUAAGCCCUAAUAGUCUCAAUGAUAUACAUCACAGUGUAUGUUUUUGAUAGUGUUAUCAAUGCGCAUACUGAUGAAACUGAGCAGUUUUAAAUACAUGUAUUUUUAGUUGUUUUCUUUGAGCGAGAAAAAAAACUAAUCCAUUGAUUAUUUACCUCCAAUCCAGAGAGUCUUAUAAAUCACAGUACUAGUUGCACACAUCAGCAAUGAAUCCUAUUAUUAGUCUACAGCCGGGGUAGUGGGUGGCGUUAAGUCUACAAGCCGGGGUAGUGGGUGUCGUGUUAAGUCUACAGCCGGGGUAGUGGGUGUCGUUAAGUCUACAGUCGGGGUAGUGGGUGUCGUGAUAAGUCUACAAGCCGGGGUAGUGGGUGUCGUUAAGUCUACAGCCGGGGUAGUGGGUGUCGUUAAGUCUACAGUCGGGGUAGUGGGUGUCGUGUUAAGUCUACAGUCGGGGUAGUGGGGUGUCGUGUUGAGUCUACAGCCGGGGUAGUGGGUGUCGUUAAGUCUACAGCCGGGGUAGUGGGUGUCGUUAAGUCUACAGUCGGGGUAGUGGGUGUCGUGUUAAGUCUACAGUCGGGGUAGUGGGUGUCGUUAAGUCUACAGCCGGGGUAGUGGGUGUCGUUAAGUCUACAGUCGGGGUAGUGGGUGUCGUUAAGUCUACAGCCGGGGUAGUGGGUGUCGUGUUAAGUCUACAGCCGGGGUAGCGAGUGUCGUGUUAAGUCUACAGUCGGGGUAUUGGGUGUCGUGUUGAGUCUACAGCCGGGGUAGUGGGUGUCGUGUUAAGUCUACAGCCGGGGUAGUGGGUGUCGUUAAGUCUACAGUCGGGGUAGUGGGUGUCGUUAAGUCUACAGCCGGGGUAGUGGGUGUCGUGUUAAGUCUACAGCCGGGGUAGUGGGUGUCGUUAAGUCUACAGUCGGGGUAGUGGGUGUCGUUAAGUCUACAGUCGGGGUAGUGGGUGUCGUUAAGUCUACAGUCGGGGUAGUGGGUGUCGUUAAGUCUACAGCCGGGGUAGUGGGUGUCGUUAAGUCUACAGUCGGGGUACUGGGUGUUGUUAAGUCUACAGUCGGGGUAGUGGGUGUCGUGUUAAGUCUACAGCCAGGGUAUUGGGUGUCGUUAAGUCUACAGCCGGGGUAUUGGGUGUCGUUAAGUCUACAGCCGGGGUAGUGGGUGUCGUUAAGUCUACAAGCCGGGGUAGUGGGUGUCGUUAAGUCUACAGCCGGGGUAGUGGAUGUCGUUAAGUCUACAGCCGGGGUAGUGGGUGUCGUUAAGUCUACAGUCGGGGUAGUGAGUGUCGUGUUAAGUCUACAGUCGGGGUAUUGGGUGUCGUUAAGUCUACAGCCGGGGUAGUGGGUGUCGUGUUAAGUCUACUGCCGGGGUAGUGGGUGUCGUUAAGUCUACAGCCGGGGUAUUGGGUGUCGUUAAGUCUACAGCCGGGGUAGUGGGUGUCGUUAAGUCUACAGCCGGGGUAGUGAAUAUCGUGUUAAGUCUACAGCCGGGGUAGUGAGUGUCGUGUUAAGUCUACAGCCGGGGUAGUGAGUGUCGUGUUAAGUCUACAGCCGGGGUAGUGGGUGUCGUUAAGUCUACAGCCGGGGUAGUGAGUGUCGUGUUAAGUCUACAGCCGGGGUAGUGGGUGUCGUUAAGUCUACAGCCGGGGUAGUGGGUGUCGUGUUAAGUCUACAGUCGGGGUAUUGGGUGUCGUGUUAAGUCUACAGCCGGGGUAGUGAGUGUCGUGUUAAGUCUACAGUCGGGGUAGUGGGGUGUCGUGUUAAGUCUACAGCCGGGGUAGUGGGUGUCGUGUAAAGUCUACAGCCGGGGUAGUGGGUGUCGUGUUAAGUCUACAGCCGGGGUAGUGGGUGUCGUGUAAAGUCUACAGCCGGGGUAGUGGGUGUCGUGUUGAGUCUUCAGACGGGGUAGUGGGUGUCGUGUUAUUGUUAUUUGAGCAUUUAUCUAUGUUACCUCUGUGAAUAGGUCCUUGUUUAGAGUAGUACAUUGAUUUAUUUAUAUUUCGACUGUUUUUUUACCUUUUAUAAUAAAACAUAUAAAAUUAUAUUUGUA